UUUUAGUAAGUUGGCUAACCUUCUCCGUGAAGUCAGUUGCUCACUUCAAAAGGAAUCCGACAAAAGAUGGACUCCUGAAGAAUUUUUAUAUGCAUCGGUUGUUCGACUUCGGAUUUUCCUAAUUAAAUUUCAUUAGAACUGUUAAGAUAUUAUUCUUUUUUAUGAUCACGUCCACGGUGUAAACGAUGAUUGUGCAGGAGCCAGUGCAGGCAGCCAUAUGGCACUGUUUAAAUCAUUAUGCUUAUCCAGAUGCAAUAUUUUUGGCAGAAAGAUUAUGCGCUGAAGUGGACACAGAAGAAACAUUAUUUCUUUUGGCAACUUGUUAUUAUCGUUCAGGAAGAAUUAGGCAAGCUCACGCUUUACUUUCUAAAAAAGCACCUAGUUCUGCACAAUGUAGGUUUCUUUUGGCUAAAUGCUGUUAUGAUUUGGAAAAGUAUGCGGAAGCAGAAGCAGCAAUUAUUGGUGGAUAUUAUAAGCAGUUAAAAAGUUUAGAAGAGAUUACAACUCAAUUCGGUGAACAGGCAUGUUUUUCACUUCAGAUAAUAGCUAAAAUUUAUUAUAAAAUGAUGCGCACUACUAAAGGCAAUGAAGCACAUAAAUUGGCUUUGAAAAUGAAUCCAUUUUUAUGGCAUUCUUUUGAAGAAUUGUGUAAUGUAGGAGAAAAAGUAGAUCCAGCAAAGAUCUUCAAUCUGGAAAAAUUAGAUAAUUUUGCUAUGUGCCAUGGUGUAACACCAAUUCUAAGUUAUAUUCCAGAACCUGAUUUUAUUGUACCUGUUAACAAUACAAAUAGCACUCCUACACCAAACGGCACUAAUAGUACUCCUGUGCAAACUACAACCGCAACGAUCAUGAAUAACGUAGCACCUAGUGUACGUUUGUAUUCGUCUAUAGAAGAAAAUCCACAAAGUAUACCAACACAUUAUAUUCAUCCUUCUUCGAUAUCACCUCGUGCUAAACUUCCUCGAUAUCGGAGUAUGUUUAGUAAUUCUAUGAGUCCUCUUACACCUAGUUUUGGUAUCCUGCCAUUGGAAAGCAACACGCCUGAACCUACCGUUUUACCUUCUCAUACGACUCUUACAGAAGCGAAUGACCAAAAAAGUUUAGCAAAGUGUGUUAGUAAUUUGAGGGCUCAUGUAGGGCAAUUUAUUUCAAGGAAGGAAACACCUUUACAACAAGGUAAACCAGUGUUUUCCCAAUCUGGUAAUGCAAGUAAUACUGCUAAUAUAGUCACAGUAACACCAAGUACUCCUGCACCUACACCACCUACUCUUCAGGGUACAAAUGUUAGACGGUCAUCGAGACUAUUUAGUCAUAGUUAUUCGGUUAAGGAAAAUAAUAAGUCACCUAAUAGAAAUAAAUUUGCAACACCUAAGUCACCAUCAAGAAAAGCAAAAGCAAGAUUAUCCAAGACAAAUUUAAAUAAAACUAAUUUUAAUGACUUAAAUGAGAGAAAUCGAAAUGAAAAAGAGAAGAAUGAAACAAUUACGUCUGAAAAGGCUGUGGCAAAUGUAAAUGCAUUGAAUAACCAAAGUAGUAUUGCUCAUUGUGCUGUGUCAUUGCAAAAACAAUGUGCUGAAGGUUUAAUGUCUUUGUUAAAAGAACUUGGUAUGGCAUAUCAACAUAUAACCCAGUACAAUUGUUUGCAAGCUAUUGAGAUCCUUAGUGUUCUUCCAACGCAACAUUAUAAUACAGGAUGGGUACUGUCUAUGUUAGCACGUGCUCAUUUUGAGAUGAUAGAUUACAAAAAAUCAGCUGGUUAUUUUGCUGAAGUCAGACAAUUAGAACCUCAGAGGACUGAAUUAAUGGAAAUAUAUAGUACAGUUUUAUGGCAUAUGCACGCAGAAGUACAACUUUCUACCUUGGCUCAAGAACUUGUUUCCGAAGAUCGUAAUUCACCAGCUGCAUGGUGUGCCACUGGUAAUCUCUUUUCUGCUCAAACUGAGCAUGAAACAGCGAUCAAAUUUUUCCAAAGAGCUAUUCAGGUAGAUCCUAAUUUUCCAUAUGCAUAUACACUCCUUGGUCAUGAAUAUGUUAUGACUGAGGAAUUGGAUAAGGCAAUUACAGCAUUUCGUAAUGCAAUUAGGCUUGAUCCCAGACACUAUAAUGCAUGGUUUGGCUUGGGAACAAUAUUUUCUAAACAAGAACAAUAUAGCUUAGCAGAAUUACAUUUUAAACGAGCUUUGCAAAUAAAUCCACAGAACUCGGCAAUUAUGUGCCAUAUAGGUGUUGUACAACAUGCCCUCAAAAAAACCGAUCAAGCUUUGAGAACAUUAAAUACAGCUAUUAUUAACGAUCCCAAUAAUACUCUUUGUAAAUUCCAUCGUGCCACCAUUAAUUUUUCAAUUGGUCGACACGCGGAAGCAUUACGAGAGUUCGAAGAAUUGAAAAAUAUCGUGCCCAAAGAAUCUCUAGUCUAUUAUUCGAUAGGAAAGGUGCAUAAGAAACUAGGAAAUACUCACCUUGCACUGAUGUACUUUAGUUGGGCAACAGAUUUAGACCCAAAAGGUGUAAAUAGUCAAAUAAAAGAAGCUAUAUUAAGUCCGGGUCAAGGCGAUGAAGAUUCUCCGGGAACACAAUCAGCAGAGGAACAACAAAUUCAAAAUAAUAGUUCUAUGGAACAUGAAACUGAUACAAAUAGAGAAGGAAGCGGACCGGUACUCGAUGGAAAUGUUCCUCCUGUUGAAGCACCUGCUGAUGACAGUGAUGACAGUUUAUGAAGAUGUCGUGUAAUGUGGAAUGGAUUAGUAGAACGAACCGUUGUUUCGCGUUGUUAUAUAUCACCUUCAUAUUGAUUUAAUCGAAAGUUUUCCAGCUGAUGUAGCUUGUUCUGGAUCGAUGCUUAUUGAAUUAUCACUAAUUUGAUUUACAUAGGAUCUGAAACAAUCAAGAACUGACUUUUACCAUU
This is a messenger RNA of Vespa mandarinia (Asian giant hornet), 2905 nucleotides long. It is a transcript of the gene Cdc27, whose product is annotated as cell division cycle protein 27. Gene Ontology annotation, cellular component: cytoplasm; anaphase-promoting complex. Gene Ontology annotation, molecular function: protein binding. NCBI's taxonomy places the organism in Eukaryota, Metazoa, Arthropoda, Insecta, Hymenoptera, Vespidae. The record is from RefSeq and is a predicted model, not a curated record. Gene Ontology annotation, biological process: cell division; anaphase-promoting complex-dependent catabolic process; protein ubiquitination.